Molecule: messenger RNA, 1917 nt
Organism: Callorhinchus milii (elephant shark)
Lineage: Eukaryota; Metazoa; Chordata; Chondrichthyes; Chimaeriformes; Callorhinchidae
Gene: nog3
Product: noggin 3
Exons: 1
Coding region: 378-1040 (220 amino acids)
Biological process (GO): osteoblast differentiation; negative regulation of cell differentiation; negative regulation of BMP signaling pathway
Source: RefSeq, a predicted model, not a curated record
CCGGGAGCUCAGCUCACAGCAGCGGCGCCGGGGGCUGUCCCAGGCCAUCACACUGCAGGACAAGCUUUCUUCAGUUGUAGUUGUGCAAUGCACUAGGGCUGAGUGUGAGCGAGUCAGUCUCCAUCCUGCACACGGACUGUCCCGGGAUGGUCUGAUGACGAGCGUUGGAGGAGGAAGCAGUUCUGAUGGGACCAGUAUCAAGUUGAUUAAAAGUUAGAGACUAUUUGGGAAGAACCAGGGUGUGUGUGAGAGAGGACACCAGAGAGAGUCCCGGGCAGGAUUGCGGAUUGUUUACCAUCACAAGGUGCGGGUGGCUGAGCUGAGGGGCCCGGGGUCGGGCUGCCGAGCGGGACCCGCUGCCCAGGGCGUCUCUGCAGAUGGAUCUGUCCCGGCGCCGCCUGACUGUGUACCUCGCCACCCUGCUCCUGUGUGUGUGGGUUCGGCUGGGCGCCGGCCAACAUUACUUACACCUCCGCCCCUCGCCCAGCGACCACCUGCCGCUCCUCGAGCUGCUGGAGCCCCCGGACCCCGAUCUGGACCCCAAGGACAAGGACAUGGACGAGACGACGUUACGCAAGAAGUUAGCUGCCAACUUCGACCCCAAUUUCAUGGCGCUGCGGCUGCCGGAGGGCUGGGAGCCGGAGGCUGGUGCCCCGGAGCCCGGGCUCAGACACAGACCAGGUGGCUUUAUGCCCAACCACAUCAGGAGGGUGGACUUUGUGGUCGCGGCCGGGCGCAAGCAGCGGCUCAGCAAGAAGCUGCGGAGAAGACUGCAGCUGUGGCUGUGGUCCUACACCCACUGCCCUGUGCUCUACACCUGGAAGGACCUGGGCGACCGCUUCUGGCCGCGCUAUAUCCGGGAGGGGAGCUGCUACAGCGGCCGCUCCUGCUCCUUCCCGGAGGGGAUGAGCUGCAAGAAAGCCAAAGCCAGCACCAAGACGCUGCUGCGGUGGCAUUGCCCGCGGCGGGAGCUGCACAGACCGUGCGCCUGGAUCCCCGUCCAGUAUUCCAUCAUCUCCGAGUGCAAGUGCUCAUGCUGAGACCCGGCCCCGGAACCUGACCCCGGAGACUCUGGACUGUGACUGUCAUUGCCUCGCGGGCGCCUCCUGCCGCCCAGCUCUGGAGAAGCGCUGCAUAGCACCCAAACCGCCCGCGCUCUGGUUUGCGGAAAGCCGGGGAUUGCGGCUCGACACGGAGGGAGUUCCUGUAAAUACUGUACUUAGGACAUGUGAAUCGAUUCACCAUGUAAGAUAAACGUAUCUGCUAUUUAUUCUCUUAUUAAACCUGUAGCAAGUGAUGGUACAUAACGCACGUGAACCACUAGAGGUGUGAGGGUGGGUGUGUGGGCAGGUAUGGCUGCUCAGCAUAGCUUCCCUUUCAGUGGGACAUUGCGGUUUAACCUGGUUCACGUCUUCUACUGGCUCCAGCCACCCCCACCCAGCCCCAACCCCACAGCCUCAUCCAUCUCCAACCUCACUUCAGACCCAACUCUCUCAGCUCUAACCCCACAGCGUCAUGCACCCUCAGACCAACCACCCCACACAGCCGCACCCCCCCCUCCACACACCAGUCUCCCCACUCCCUGCACACAGCCUCACCUCAUCCCCACCAGCCUGAGCCCUCAGCCCUUGGAUCAAGACCCCAGCCUCCCCACUUUGUGCAGGCACCAAGUGCUCAUGGCACGGUUUAAGGCAACAUAUCUGUCUUAUGAUCCCGUCUAAUUUGUUCCAGAUUCUGUCCCAAUAACCUUGUUAUCAGCGAGAGAAUUGUGGAGUAAUUUAUUUCAAGGUGACUCGUUAGAAAGCAGGUGGAUGGUGUCCAAUAGUGGUGGCGCGCGGGGCUUCUCGGACUGAAUACCUGAAUAAUCAGCCGUAUUUACUGACGAGCUGGUCAAUCUCAAUAUUAAAGAUCUCAUCA